Messenger RNA from Lactuca sativa (garden lettuce), 1894 nucleotides. RefSeq names its product receptor-like protein kinase FERONIA. Gene Ontology annotation, biological process: protein autophosphorylation. The record is from RefSeq and is a predicted model, not a curated record. Gene Ontology annotation, molecular function: ATP binding; transmembrane receptor protein tyrosine kinase activity. Lineage: Eukaryota; Viridiplantae; Streptophyta; Magnoliopsida; Asterales; Asteraceae. Gene Ontology annotation, cellular component: plasmodesma; plasma membrane.
AUGUUAUCCACACCUAUCAAAGAUAGCCACUCCUCUUUCAUACUCCCAGACCAAACAUGUCAACGUUUUACUCUUUCUGAGAUUCAAUCGGCAACCCAAAACUUCGAUGAGGCUUUAGUCAUUGGCCGGGGAGGAUUCGGCAAGGUGUAUAAAUGUUCCAAAAUCGGGUCAAUGCACCAAGUUGCAGUCAAACGAUUGCACUCCAUGUCCAAUCAAGGAGCCAAUGAAUUUGAGUCGGAAGUCAAGGUCCUCUCUAAGCUGCGACAUGGUAAUCUCGUAUCCUUAAUUGGUUAUUGCUAUCAAGAAAAAGAAAUGGUCCUCGUUUAUGAGUUCAUGCCAAAUGGAACACUUGAAGAUCAUCUUCUCUCACAGGAUUCUUCUUUAUCCUGGUUACAAAGACUCAAGAUAUGUAUAGGAGCAGCUCGGGGGUUAGACUACCUUCACACAGGUACAUCAACUCAACAUGGAGUCAUACACCGCGAUGUGAAGCCGUCCAAUAUUUUGUUGGAUGCAAAUUUUGCAGCUAAAAUUUCAGAUUUCGGAUUGGCUAAAGUUGGGGUAAUAGAUCAGACACGAACUCAUAUGAGCACAGCUGUGAAAGGGACAUUUGGGUAUAUGGAUCCAUGCUACUUCUACACCGGAAAAUUGACAACAAAAUCCGAUGUUUAUGCGUUUGGGGUUGUAAUGUUUGAGGUAUUGUCAAGGAGAAAAGCGGUAGAUUCAACCCUUGAGGAAGACCAGUGGGGUUUGGCAGGUUGGGCUCAGCAAAAAAUCAAAGAGGGAAAACUCAAUCAAAUUAUUGACCCGAGACUAAUCGGACAAAUCUCCAGAAAAUGCUUGAAGGAGUUUGCAAGCGUAGCAGGCCAUUGUUUACACACCCAACCAAAACACCGCCCUACCAUGGCAGAGGUUGUGGUCAGGCUCGAGUCUAUUCUUUCACAAGAAAGAGAAAGCGCCAAUUCGGUUGUUGAUGAUGAAGGAUUCAUUUACAAGCUAAAAUCUCUUUUGAUUGGGAAAUUAGUUGUUGCUGCAAUUCGAAGCAAUUCUGAUUUCAUUGCGCAUCGUAAACCAAUAUUAGAUGAUGAUAAUGCUGCAAAACGAAAAAAUCCUUUUGAAAGUUCUUGAACUUUCUCAUAUGCUGAAUUGGUAAGUGCAACAAAUGGUUUCGAGGACGAGGAACAUUCCCCAGAUUUUAAUGAAUCCAUUUUUAAAGGUUGGGUUGAUGAAAGGACAUAUACGCCAACAAAAAAAGGUGUUGACGCUGAAAUUGGAAGCAAAUCAGAUUUCAUUGUGCAGCACAAACCAAUAUCAAUUGAAAUUGAUGCCACCAUAGGAAGCGAUAGUACUAAUAAAAGUUUUAGAACUUUCACAUAUACUGAAUUGGCAGUUGCAUCAGGCAAUUUCACGAACAAGGAAUAUUCCCCAACUCUAAUGGAUUUCAUCUACAAAGGUUGGGUUAUUGAAAGGACGUAUGGACCAACAAUAAAUGGUUAUGGUUUAGCGAUGUAUAUUAGGAAGAUGGAGAUUCCAACACGAAAGGUACUUUCAAUAUUUGAAAUGAUGAGGAUGUGGGAGUUACUUUGAAUCGCAUAAUGAAUGGGCCUCGUAUAUUUUUCAAGCAUUCUGAUAUUUUCUAUCUUCUUCAGUUAACAAUUUGGUUGUUCAGCAGGACAUCAAACUAGAACAUUUCAAUCAUCCGAACCUUGUAAAAUUCUUUGGAUAUUGCCUGAAUGAUCGCAAACUAUUUUGUGUUUACGAGUACAUUUCUAGCAUAACUUUGGAUGCAUACCUUUAUGGAGGUAAGCAUACCUUCCACUUAGUUGUAAAUAUCUUUCAGUAUAGCCUUACAUAAACACACCUGCUUUGAGUGGUUGGCAUGCAAUAAAUGGAAAAU